AUUAUUUAAUAUCUUUACCAUGGCUAACUUACCUCCUCAACAAUACUCCCCCCCUUCUAAUCUGCCAACCAACAACAGAGAACCAUCAACAUUUCAAUAACCAACCUUAGGAUAACCUCAGGUUGCUAAAUCUAAUCUGCCCAUCCAAUCCUUGCCUGAUACUGCCUUGCAAUAUUUGCCACAAUAGAUUGUCCAACAACCCUACUCUAGUUAACCAUUGCAACAACCACUCUAUGCUUAACUUUAACCUGGCAAGCUUGGCCCUUAAUAACCCAUCUUUGGCCAAUCUCAAAUCCAAUAAAUUGCCUAACCACCACAAGAAGGGAAUGUUGUAAAAGGCCAGUCCAGAAUAGAAUACAUCCCAUAUGAACGAACCAUCACAGAAUACGAAGAAGUAAGAAGAUAAGUCCAAGUUCCGAUUACUAAAUAAGUCACCGAUUACUACGCUGUAUAAUAUGAUAUCGAAUACAUCCCUCAAGUGAUUCAAGAGAAACAGAUUGAGUAUGUGCCAGUUGAGAGAGUUGCAGAAAGGACUGAAUAUUAUAUAGUCGAAAAGCAAAAUGUCAUAUAAUAAGUAAAUUCAAUGAUGUAUUUUCAUAGCCAAUCGGAUAUUAAUCCCAAAUACAAACUAAUUAUAUACCUGAACAAUUUUAGUACAAUCAAGUAAUUGAACGACAACCUGCACUUGCUUAUCAGCCAUACUAAUAGCCAACCCAAAUCUAAACAAGAGAAGUCACCCAAUAUCCAGUUACUCAAUAAUAACAAUACAUCUAAUAACUUCCAAUCCAAUAAUCAGUCCCCUUAAAAUAACCAGCUCCCUAGGCAUAAUAUCUACCAACUCAAUACUAACAGUAUGCUAGUCCCAUUGGAAUUCAAUAACCCUAAUAUUAGAUAUAAUAAGUAAUACUAUUAACAAAUCUUAUUAUAGACUGUCCCAUUAAAUUAUGGAUAAUAAUUUUAGGCAAGCUAAAUUUAACCAGUUGCUAAGUAGCCAAUUGCAACAGCAACUGUGCCAUAAGGAUAUUAAAUUCCAACUCAAACUGUUCCCUAGCAAAACCAAAACUCAAUCUAUGGUUAAUAACCCAUAAAUUAAUAAGUUGAAUAAUAGCCUGCAUUCUAAAGUAAGCCUCCAUAAUCGCAAUUGGCCUAAACUGCUUAAUACAACCCAUAAUUACAAUAGACCGUAGGUCCUAAUCAAGUAAAUAUUAAUCUCAUACAUGUAGUUUGCAUAGUCUGUUCCUUAAUAGUAAUCACUUCAAUAGGAUCUUGGAAGAACAAGGCCAUAUUAAUAAUAAUAAUAGCCAUAACAAUAACAAUAACAAAUACCAUAAUAAUAAUAACAAGGAGUUCCGUAAAAGCCUAACAAAGAAAAAUCAUUUUUAGAAAAAUUAUUCGAUUGAUUAUAUAUUUCC
Molecule: messenger RNA, 1412 nt
Organism: Paramecium octaurelia
Lineage: Eukaryota; Ciliophora; Oligohymenophorea; Peniculida; Parameciidae
Source: the annotation of a GenBank genome assembly